Apis cerana (Asiatic honeybee) is the source of this 4657-nucleotide messenger RNA. RefSeq lists its product as uncharacterized. The record is from RefSeq and is a predicted model, not a curated record. Lineage: Eukaryota; Metazoa; Arthropoda; Insecta; Hymenoptera; Apidae.
UCACGCAUGCGCAAAACCAUUCAGUCCGCGUAAUUCUCGCGAGUAUUGUAAUUGUGGAAUUUGUGCAAGUUUUUUAUUGAAAAUAAAAUGAGAAUCAUAGGAAAAAUUUCAUCAAAUCAUCAAAUGAAUAAAUUCAAAUAAGUGUAUAAUUAAAGAUUAGCCUUAAUUAAUAAAUUGCCGUGCAAUGUGAAUCCACUCGAUCUCAUUGAAACUAACCUAACCUAUGUUUGUCGGAUAAACACUCGAGUGACGUUUGAGGUGAGUCAACGCUGACCUGGCUUCGUUUCAUAGCGAGAUUUCGCGUUUUGUCGCAAGCUUCUCGCCACGCGAGAAAGGAAAUAUGGAUAAUUAAAAUUCCACGUGAAUAAUCGAAUUAUCUUUGAUUUUAAAUUCAUAGUGUUUUACAGAACAUAAAAACAAUUAUUCUAUUUUAUUGCAAGAAUAAAAUUCCACCCGAUUUAUGAUAGACAUUUUUUUGGCCUUUCAACGAUCAUCAUCACCGAGCGUCUAAAUCGACUCAAUACCGACAAACAUGGCUGUGCAAACAUCUCAUUUGGAGGCUAUCCAAGCGCUACCUGGCGACACACCCGGCGAGAAGUACAAAUGGAUAAGCAAUCUAAUAAAAGAACGAUUGUCCGAGUCGAACAGCCUGGAAGAAGUGAUCGAAUCCGAGAAGAUUCCCAGGCCGCUCGUAUCUUUUGUUCAAAUACACGCAGCUAUGAUGCUGAACAAAAAGAAUCCAAAUAAUCAGAGCACCUAUGCGGCUAUAGCGGAGGCUCUCAAAUCCAGGGACGAAAUAAUCGUGAACAAAGCGUUACAGGCGAACAAUUUCUUCAAUGGAACCAACGAAUACAUUACUAAUGUUCAGUACUUUUUCAACUACCUCUUUCCAUACGUUUCUUUAAACACCAGAACGCGAAUCAUCAAUGUUUUAGCCUCUCGACUGGCGUCCAAGAAUCCUGCCCUGGCCGAAGAAUUCUUCAAGGCAGUGGCUUCGUUUUACGGGCUGAAACAAGCGCUGCCGUUGCUACCAGCUUGUAGCGAGUCUUUCAUGUACAACAUUAUCAUAGAGAAAAGAAUCGUUCUAAAUCGGAAGCUGAUCAAGCAGAUCUUCCGCAAGAAUCCGGAUUUCAUCGUGCGGUAUUUUAAAUUGAGCGAGCAGAACAUCGAUCCCUGCGAGAGGCGUCUUCAUCCGAUAAAUAUUUAUAAGUUCAGCGACUUCCUGCCCAAAUUGAUCAAGAAGAGAUUGGAUUCGUUCGUGGAAUUGUACGAGAUGUUCGAGCCGAGAGUAACUCUUAGCAAUCUGUGCGCAGAGGCAUUUCUGAAGAAUGGCAAGGAGCAUUUGCAGCAAAAACCCAAGCUGUAUAUCAAGAUUCUCCCAUUGAAAAGAAUCAGUAAUAACUGCAUGGAAAUCAUAUUUCCCAAAUUAUUCCCCACGAACAUUGAUAACUUCGAAACGGAUACCAUGUUGGAUUACUUGGAAUACUAUCGACAGGAUAAAAAGCUCGAUUUCUUCUUGAAAUCUUACAAACAAGUAUACGGUAAGAAUAUCCUCGAUGAUUCGAGUAAAGUAACGGCGACGUUGCUGAAGAUGUUACCGGUCAAGGAGCGAAUCAAACAGGCGAGAAUCAAAUUGCAAAGAGACAGCUCGGACGAGAGGAUGGAUUAUACAAUUUGUUGGAAAUGUUACUUGCCCAUCAAUGAGUCGAUACCGCAGUUGAAGGAACAGAUAAAUACCACCUCGGAGAUGGAGUAUAGAUCGGCCCUGGUGUGUAAGAUGAUAUAUUCGUGCAAGGUGAACAACGAUGACCAAGCUCUGUUGGAAACCAUGAUGUACAUCAAGAUCAGGCACAAGAACGAGCAAGGUUUGUUCCUGAUGCAAGUGUUCGAGAUAUUGCUGGAGCUUUACGAUCUUCCCCAAAUGGGUGAGAAUUUCUGGUCGAUCUUGAUGGAUAUAAUCAUGCGUGCCCACAUAAAGGGUGAUCUGAAUAUCAGAAAUACCACCGGUGUGAGAAUAGUGGAGGCUGCCAUCCAUUAUAAAAUUCUUCAAUCCCAACCCAUAUAUCAGAUGAUCGAAAUAUUUAUGGAAUUAAAGAUGAUGAGCUACAUGGACAACUGGAACAUUCUUGAGAAAUAUUCCGAGUACGAAAGAACGUGUUUGGAGAUUUGUAUAACAAUAGCUUCGCAGAAAUAUGAUUCUGACCAGCAACCCUGGAAACAGAACAAAAUCGAAAUGGUGUACAAUCUGUGUUCUUCGAUAUAUCAUUUCAACGAUACUCACAUAAACAAAACCUAUCGCGUGGAACGCAUGUCGAUCAAGAACUAUCCUUGGCUGAUAGGAAAAGUCAAGGAAAUUUUGUCUGCGGAUGACGAGAGACACAAUCGAUACGUCAUCGACAAUCUAAAACGUAUAUUGUCGAAACACGAGCAAGAUUUAUACGAAAGUUUAGUGGUUGAAGAGAUCGCUAACGUGAGCAAAGGCGAGGCGUUGAAGGUUCUGAAAAGAAAUCCAGAAAAGAUUCUGGCUCAUUGGAAGGAAUACCUGGACGAAUGUCAGGACAUUUCGUACACGGUGCACACGAUACGAUUCCUCAAGGCUUCACGCUGGUACAACGAGAUCCCAAUCAAGUUCGUCGAGCAAUCUCUCCAGGAUUUGGAGAAGAAGAAGAAAGUUUGUAAGAUCUUGGUCAACCUCCUGGACGGUGACACGUUCUCGAGAAUCAUCGAACCGUUCAUUCCAACGUACAAGUCGAUAGACAUACAAAACGAUGAGGCUAAAACUAAUUACGAAUUAGUCGAGCACAUUAUCCAUUGCAUGAUAUUCGCGAAUCCACCUGUUUCCCUGACUCUUCUAACCAAACUCUUCGAGGGAGACUACUUGUCAGUCGCUCUGGCAGCUCUGAUAAAUGUUUGCAGAAGAACGAACGCAAUGGACACGAUAUCGUUCGCCAGAACGUUGGCCAGCCAGAGGGUGUCCGUUCGGAAGCACGGAAUAAGAUUGAUGCAUAUGCUCGCACCUCGCGAUCAAUUAAUCAACUUCCUUCAAGCCCAGUGGGAGAUCGAGGAGAAUCACUCCAUACGAGAAGUCUUGUUCUCCAAGAGCAUGGAAUUGUUCAGCGACGAUCCCGAGUCAAUAACGUGGUCUCACCUCGCUUCUUUAAUCUCCAUGCUCACGCCGAAGGACGAACACUUGUUCUCGAACGUGUUGCCGCUGAUAAAAUUGACUCCCAACGAGUACGUGGCCGAUUUCAUGAAACUUGCCUUAUACACGAUCGACAAAUUCGCGGAGGCGGAUGUCAUCGGGAAAGGAAAGAUCGCGCAUUACAUCGAGUCAUUCUUGAGCUGCAUAGACGCGGGCAUUUGCAAUCUUGUGUCCGAAGAAUUUUUCGAACUGCUCGUGCGAAGGUUCUUCUUCCAUCAAGAUUCUGGGAUCUCGAAUUGCGCCAUCAAGUACAUAGUCGGUAAUAUGUUGCGCCUACCCGCGGAUAAAUUCGACAGUCUGAUGAAAAUUAUGUGCAACGUGUUGAAAGAGGUUGUGAAGAGCGGCUGGGACGUGGCACAUCCCGAAAAUCCUUGUUUCUAUCCGGUGAACGAGAUCGUGUGUCGAUUCAUCGACGACGUCGUUCAUUAUUCGUACUCGUUUCAACCUUCUGCAAUUAAGUACCAACUGAUCGACGGGAUUCUGUCCACAUUCCUCGUCGUCCUUACCCCACAAACGGACACCAUGUCAUACCUGAUGCUGGUAUUCGCCAGGGAACAAAUAUCCUCGAAAACGCCUAAAGAGUUCGGGAUGAAUCUGGGCCAAAGGAUUAUCGAGCUGAUCGAAAUGUUCUCGAUUCUCUUCAUCUUUUAUAUGACUGAUAUUUUAUGUAACAUGCUGAGCGAGGUGAACUUAUUCCAGGAAUACAAUAAUAAUUACGAUACGAUCGAUAUAAAAUUGGAAGUGAUAGAGGGAUUGAUAGAGAUCGGGUCGAUGGAGGCUGGUAUUGUUGCUGCGAAAUUAUCGGGCACCAUCACGUUGGAUGAAUGUUCUGAGAGAUACAACAACCUGAUGAUCAAGUUGUCCAAAUAUAAUGAUCCUGUAAUCAAAGGUAUAGUCUGUUCUAUUAUCAAUAGAAAAAAGUUCUAGGGUUGAUAGAAAAGAUUUACAAUUGGAUUUAUCAAGUUGGAAAGAAGAUAAUCGAUGAAUCGAUCAUUGAUGUUGAUCGUUGAUUAUACUUCGUGUUAUCGAGGAAUUCGAUCAUGGUUUCUUAAUCAUGCGUAUACGUUCUGCUAUGGCAGAAUUGGGCGAAAGAAAAAUGACGAACAAACGGGUGAUGUUCGAUGAACGAGGCGUUUUGAACGAUUGAUCUUUGUCGUCAGUGAAAAUUGAAAUAAUAUGACGCACAAUUUGAGAGAUUCGAUAAAGAAUCGUGGAGAUAUAUUUUAUCGUCAGAUUAUAUAUUUUUAUAUUUUGCAUAUGAUUCACAUCACGCUCAAAGAAAAUGACAUUUUAAUCCGGAACAUAAUAUAUGCAUUUAAUUAUGCAUUCAAUAUUGUACAUACGUAUAAAAUAUGCAAUAAAAUAUUGUGCAAAGAUCGAAGCGUUAUCCUCUUUCUCUAUUUUAUUCUAUUGUACAAGAAUUAUAUUUUAUUAUAUCUUCAUUUUGCAAUGUAA